AUGAACAGAGGCGACGAGGCUCUACUCCCCCGAUUAGACAUCCUCGAGCUCAAGUUUCCCGAGCGUUUUGAAAUCUAUGAACUCGAUAAGCACCCGCUGGCCGCUUUGAAACGCUUGCGUUGGGCCACUGAUCCGGACGAUUCGUCUUUCUUUGGGAGUGGACAUCAGAGGGAGGGCGUAUCGUUUAUAUGUGAUCAAUACGUUACCUUGUUUCUCCGGGUCACUCCUCUUUAG
Marasmius oreades (fairy-ring Marasmius) is the source of this 234-nucleotide messenger RNA. RefSeq lists its product as uncharacterized. NCBI's taxonomy places the organism in Eukaryota, Fungi, Basidiomycota, Agaricomycetes, Agaricales, Marasmiaceae. The record is from RefSeq and is a predicted model, not a curated record. Bases 1 to 234 code for a protein of 77 amino acids. The transcript has a single exon.